Neodiprion fabricii is the source of this 5797-nucleotide messenger RNA. RefSeq names its product golgin subfamily A member 4-like. The record is from RefSeq and is a predicted model, not a curated record. The coding region runs from base 1268 to 4426 and encodes 1052 amino acids. The transcript has 11 exons. NCBI's taxonomy places the organism in Eukaryota, Metazoa, Arthropoda, Insecta, Hymenoptera, Diprionidae.
UCCUGUCGUGGAGCUCGGCGAGCUCGGUCAACGUCAGCGUCUGGAAAUAUCAACUCGGAAAUUUGGCAGAGGAUUAUGAAGAAGAUGUUUCUCACCUUCAGCCACGAUUCGGCAUCGAAAGCGUCCCCGAAGCCUACGGGCUCCUCCGCUACCUCCUGAGGAUAAAGUGAAACGGAUGAAAAUGGUGAUUGCUCUUCGAGGAUCUUCAGAAGCCGCUGAACGUCCGCCUCAGCGUUGAAUAUACUCUCUGAGAGAUACUGCGACUCCUUAAGCAACUCCAUUAUGUCUUCCGCAAAUUUGUUCCUCAUCACUGAUGACAUACGGUGAGUUUGUGAGUCAGCCAUCUCCGGAGGUGAUUCUCGCUCUCCCAGCACGUACUUCACGAAGUUUCGUAUCCGCUGAACAGCUGAUUAGUUAACACCUGUUCAUUCGCGCUUACGUAAUCACCGCAGCCCUCGCCUUGGGAUCCUUGGUCUCUCUUUGCAACCGAAGCUCGCCGUUCAACUUUUGGAGUUUUUGAGGGCAUUCGGGGCGGUUCCUUCUUCACUGCAGGCUUAGCAGCAGUGGGUGGGACUGAAGCAGAUUCGCGGUCUUAACAUCGACGAACUUUCUCAGGAAGAGGACCAGUAGUGGCAGCCACAGCAGCUGAAAAAUCGGAGGGUUUCGAUCAGCGAACAAUGCGAUAAACGCCCUGGCAUUCUCCUCUCGAAGAUGAGCAAGCAGUGGAUCAGGCCUCACGAUGUCGUCGUUAAGACCUGCAAGCGCGGGAAUAAAAUCCUGGCAUUUUCUCUAGGAGAAAUUCAAGACCUCGCCCGAUUUAUGAAAUUAGAAACAUCAGCCCACCGUGGGCCUGCAGCACCUGCUUCAAAGCCCUCGCCUCACUCUCAAGCUGCAGACGUUCCAUCCUCCAUUUCUUCAUCUGGCAUUUCAUCGAGGUCAGUUUCCGCAGGGCGUAAGAUAGGUCCGUUAUUUCCGCAUCCCUCCCACCCUCUCCCAGCGGAUUGUAGCUGCACCCGCAGGAUCCUUCGUUCGGAGGAUCACCUCCCGUCAUUUUCGGUGGGUCAGUGCAUCCGCAUUGACAUGUGCGACCCGCCAUCAUCCCGUUUCUCGUGCUUACAGCGAACAGCGUCUAUGUGAUAACAAACCCGUUAAAUGGAACUAUUGAGUGAAGCCCGACCGAAAUCAAAGAAGAGGAAACAUCUUGAUCAGUACAAAGCGCGUCCCGUCGUCUAAAGUUGAAGCGAAAGAAAAAUCUAGGAUCCAAAGAAUGUCCGGUGAGUGCGGACUGCACCCUGAUUUCACGAUGACGAGCAGUCAGGCGGUGGCAAUAGCGGCAUCGGCGACGCUGGGGCGGCUAAAUUUGCUGAUGCGGCAGGUGACCGAUUGGCAGGACGAGCGUUUGGCGCUCGAGAGCAAAGUGAUGCGGUUGAAAUCGGCUCUGCAGAGCCUCGGCGGGAACGUCGACGAAACCCUGAAGCUGGACCCGGUGGUUGUUCGUCAGAGAGAAGAGAUAGGAAGAUUAAGAUUGUCCGAAGAUCGACUGGGGGAGGAGAUCAGGCGACUGAGGGUAGCGCUCGUCGAAGCCGAGGAAGCCAUCACCUGCUCGGGGGCGAAGCGGCUGAAGGACAAGAUGGCGCGGGUGAGGGCAGCGGGGGCGGAGGAGAGGCGGAGGCUUAGCGAAGAAAUCGAAUACUUGAAGACACGCGUCAGGGAGGCGGAAGAGGACUCGUCCUGUUCGGCGUUGGGUCGGCUGCGUUCGAAGCUGAGGGAGAUCUUGAAUGGCGACAAGAUCGUCGAACGGUUUAUUGCCGACGUUGCUACCAGGGGCUGCGUCACUGUUGUCGACCUCCUGGGGGAGGCCACAAGGGUGAAGGAGACGCUCGACCAAUCGAUCGUCGAAAACAUCUGGCUCCGCGCCGAUAACCGAAGGCUGACUGCCGCCCUCGAAUCGGCCACCGAGACCGGCUGCUCCGGCUACCUGGAGACCAUAGAACGUCUCGGUUUUCGCGUCAAGGAACUCGAGCGGAGGAACAAAGAAUUGGAGGACGAUUCGCAGCUCGUUAAACGGCUCGGGGAACUCGAGGACGAGCUGAAUAUUAAACGGAUCGAGCUCGACGAUCGGGAGGCAUCGAUUAACGCUCUGAGAAACGAACUUCUUGGCGCUAAAACCGCGUACGAAAUUAAGGCAGGGGAGUUGGCUGAUAUUGAAUUCGACAAGGGGGAGCUGCGGAGGGUUAAUGAGGAGCGUGAACAACUCGAGCAACGAAUUGGAGAACUCCAGGAACGCAUCGAGAAGGCGGAUUUCAUCGCCAGAGAUGCGGAGGCCGUCAGAAAUGAGCUGAAUCGAGUCAAAUCCGAGGUACUUAGCCUCGAAAUUGAACGCGAUGCGCUUAUCGAAGAUAUUGAACAGAUGCGAAACAUCAUUUCGGACCGGAACGAACAGAUAGCAAGAAUUUUGGAAGACAACGAGCAGCGGGACAAAGCUAGAAAGUCUGAGAUCGAAGGCGUCAGGACAAAGCUGAGAAUCGCGUUGGCUGAAAAGAAAAAUCUUGUUUCCGGCUGUGGAAACGUCGAAGAUGAAAAGACAGGCAGAAUCGGUGAAGCUAGCGGCGACUCUAAGCCUCUCGGAAAGAAAAUAAGAGCACUUGAAGGGGAGCUGGUUAAACUGAAGGAGCUCUCGAUGGACCCGUUGAUAAAAAAUCUGGGUUCGACAGUCAGGCUUGAGAGGGAGCUCGCGGUCGAAAGAUCGACCAAGGAAAGUGUCAUCAAAGAAUCCGAGAGCUUGAAAGUGGAGAACGGUUGUCUAAGGUGUGAGAAAAAUGAGCUCGAGGUAAAAUUGGAGGAAUUUCGAGCGCAAACUACCGAGUUCAGAAACGAACUUGUUCGGCUGGUGGAAAAGAAUCAGCAGCUAGUGAUGGAGGUCGAUGAGCUCAAGGGCAUUGCGGAGAACGAAAUGAGGCUGAAGAAAAAACUGGUAAUAAUGCAAGACGAUAAUGAACAGCUUAAAAAAGACAUGCACGGACUGAAGUCGAACGAUUCUGUUGAGAUCAGAAUUCAACAGCUCGAUACUGAGUUGAGAAAACUGAAAACCGAACGUGAGGCGCUCAAAACUGAGUACAAAAAACUGGUAUCAGCAAACGAGACGUUGAAGAUUAAGCUCACAGAUCGAAAAACGAGAAAUGAUGAGCUCGAGGAGCGGCUGAAGGUGAAUUCCAGGGACUGUGACGCCCUUAGAGAAAAGUUAGCAGUGGUUGAAGACGAUCUUGAUGAAGCUAAGGAAGAAAUCGGCUCCUUGAGGACCAGCGCUGACCUCGUAAAGGGCGAAUUCGACGAUCUAAAGGCGCGAAAUGAGGUGCUGGUAGCAGAGGUGAAAAAGCUGCAUGCUGAGGCUGAAGAAGCGUCGAAGAAAGAGGAGGAAUCCAUUCGCACGAAGGAAUGGGACAAGGGAACCGUGGUUAUGGACUGCGGGGAUUACGUGCGAGCUGACAGAGAGAUGAAGUACUUUAUCCACCUUCAAAGUUUGGCAGUAAAACGAGUCGCAGAUUUCAUCAGCUAUGUAGAGGGCCAGACCAGUCUGAGGCCUGCAAUGGCGACAUUCUUAGAACCGACCUUCACCAACGUGAUGAUCCUCAAUGUCGACGAAAAUGUUAGGACAACCUUCAGGAUGUCGCAGAAACUUUCGGAGACGAUUUUCAAUGCUGAGAUCAGCGUUCAGCGCCUUGAAACUCUUCGAAAUGAGGCCGAUCACCUUAGGAAGGAACGCGACUGCCUAAAUAACGGCAUGGAAAAACUCAACAGCAUGCUCAGCAAACUGGGCCAAAACGUCUUGAUGCAGUCUCCUGAUCAUCGUCAUGUUGAGUUCUGCACAGCUUCCGGCACCGACAUGGAUCAGUGCUGGUCAAAAUCACGCAAUAACAUCCCCCGCGUCAUGGUGAGCUCACAAUCAUGCCAAAAUUCGGAGGACCAGGUUUACUAUCCAACCUUCGAAACCGAAGUGCUUUCGGAUUAUACGGGCGAAAAAUUUUGCACUAUGAACAAUCGAAUAUCGGACCUCCAGAGGGAGAUUAAAGCGAAACAACAAGAAGCUGCAGAGAGGCUUAUCGAAAUGCGAGAAACCAUGCGGCAAGAACGAAUGCGGCUAAUGGAGAUUGCGGACAGAGGUUCAUCCAGCGGUGUUCACUCACCUGCUCCUUCCAUCAUUUUAGAAGAAAUCUCGCAUCAAAACGAAUCGACUAACACACUCACUGGAUUAAAACAACCCAGCGUGGUGCAACGAAAUGCAAACGUGCUCUGUACUUCUGAAACGGCGGAUGUGAUUGGAAAAGCGGGAAACUCUCCACAGCCUUUCUCCUCGCGAAUGGACAGUCCAUUCAUCAACCACAUCGACCCUCUCGACCUGGUAUCUGGGAUCAGCGAUAGCUGGUGAGGUAUAACUAAAGGUACCUUCAGGAUGGCUCAUUUCGAAAGGAAAUUAAUCUACCGUGAACUAGCAGAAAGGAGAACUCGCAGGAAUUGCUGGAACAGCGUUUCCAGAAAUGGAUGUCGAAACGGUAACCAUGAAACACAAUCAACCCAGCAGCUGAAAUUCGGCGACUAAUUUGAUGACAACAUGAAGAUCUGAAUAAAACCAAUCUUACAUAUUUAUCUGAUGAAGUUUUUUAGAACAAUUUUUGUGUACGUGCUGAUAUGUAUAUAUAGCAAUAUAAGUUAUAGAAUUUCUUAAGGACUGUUUAUUUUCAAAUAAUAAAUAAGACAUUGAAACAUAUGUAAAACUAUAAAAGAUAGGUGUCUAUUAUAUCGGGGAAUACACAUUAACUUCUACAGAAAAGCGACAGCGCGGCGGCAAGCCGCUGAAAACAUAUCAGAUUUAAUCGAAUAAUCACAAAAUAUUUAGGAUAUUUAUCCUGAGGUGUUCUAUAAGUUGGAAAACACUUUCAAUUUUUUUUCGUAUAAUCUUACGAUAACUUGUAAGUUAAUUCAGGCUCUAUAUUGAUGUAAUUAUGCUAGAGAAAACUAUAUCUAUAACUAUAUAUAUAACGCUAAUAUCAAUUUAAAAUUGGAAAUAGAAUUGAUGGCGAGCUUUUCUAGCCGCCAUUUUAGUAGACCACAUUUUUUUCCGAGAACUGCAAUAUAAGACUAAAUACUAGGAUUAGUGCCUAGCUGCAAGAAAUAUCUUUCGGGUAUUUCGAGAGCGAUUCUCCAACCUUCAGCUCGGCCACACAGCAUUAUCUUUCUAAAUUAUAAUUUAUUACAGAUUUUGUUGCAAAUAGUACAAACAUACAUGUUCUGUUCAGCGGAAGCACGUCUAUGGGACUCUUGUGGACAAGGUUAUCGUCCAUGUGCUACUGCACGUUUCGAGAGUAAUUCUCAGGACUCAACCUUAAUUGUUAAUUCACUAAUUGAUAGUCCGAAUAGUGUGUGCUUCCGCGGACUAAGUUUAGUUGUAAUUUUGCAUGUUAAUGUAAAACCUUUAUUAAUCUAGAAAGAGAGAUACAAAUUUACAAACGACAAUCUAGAUAUAAAAAUCGUUCAGCAAAGAUGUUCUUGGUAUCGAUUAAUUUUACUAUUUUAUAUUAAUACAAUACACGUUUACUGAAGAGCGAAAACGAUUGAAUUUUACCACUUCUGCAGCUUCGCUGUAUUUGAAUAUAAAUUCUCUUGUCGACGCAACCUUUAUAUGAAUUCACACACCUUAGUAACUAAAAUUUUUUUCGUUGAGUUAAAUCACUUGAUUGUUUUCAUUCACUUCCGUAACCAAAUCACUUUCAGAAUAAAUGUUGUCUUUUACCACUUCAAU